AUGGUCGGCGCGACGGCGACUCAAAUGCCCAGAUCCUCUAACCACCCUGGCGCGCCCGUCGGCGUGCGCGAUAGUUCUCGGCAAGCGUCAUCGUCCACCCGAAGCAGCUCGCUCGUGCCGGAGCAGCUGACUCAGCUGACCAACGUCAUCGCGAAGCCCACCACCGCGGCCGUGGCGCAGCAAAUUCCCUUUCUCCCUUCGUUCGAUCAUGCUGGCUCUUUCUAUGCUGGCUCCAGCAUAGACCAGCCGUGGAGCGCCGAGGAGGACGCCCUCCUGCACAGCUUCGUCCAAACGCUCGGCCACCAGUGGAAGAAGAUCGCCGAGCUGCUGCCCGGCCGCUCGAAGAGCUCGACCAGAAACCGCUGGAUCCGCAUCGGAAGGCGGCCUUAA
Emiliania huxleyi CCMP1516 is the source of this 390-nucleotide messenger RNA. RefSeq lists its product as hypothetical. The record is from RefSeq and is a predicted model, not a curated record. NCBI's taxonomy places the organism in Eukaryota, Haptophyta, Isochrysidales, Noelaerhabdaceae. Bases 1 to 390 code for a protein of 129 amino acids. The transcript has a single exon.